AGCCACUUCCGGGCGCGGAGCGGGCGCGGCACCAACUAAAGCUGCCGUAGAAGACGCCCAGCCAUGGAAGACAAACCAUUGGUGGUCUCAAAACAGAGGAGAGAAGUGUUGUGUGGCAUCCCCACCCAGGUGGUAUGCACGGCCUUCAGCAGCCACAUCCUGGUGGUGGUGACCCAGUUUGGGAAGAUGGGGACCCUGGUCUCCCUGGAGCCCAGCGAAAUGGCCAGUGACAUCAGCAGGCCCAUGCUUACCACCAAAGUCCUUCUUGGGCAGGAUGAGCCUCUCAUCCACGUCUUUGCAAAGAACCUGGUGACGUUCGUGUCUCAAGAAGCUGGGAACAGAGCAGUCCUCCUGGCCGUAGCUGUGAAGGACAGGAGCAUGGAAGGCGUGAAGGCCUUGCGGGAGGUGAUUCGGACGUGCCAGGUGUGGUGAAGGGGCCCACAGGGCCCGGCCAGGUGGCCCCCCUGCUGCUCACCAAGACCAAGGGGAGACGCAGCCCCCCUCACAAUGGUUUGAAGACAUCUCCAGCCAUAACCAGAAACACUUGAAGCCAGAAACAAUACUCAGGUCUCAGGCAAGCUCCACUUUGUUUGGUUACUAAUAUCACCCUUGGGUGGCGAAGGGAGUGGAACGUGUCUUGUGAAUGGUUCUCACCGGGGUCCGAGUUGUUGUACAUAUUUGAGAAUCGAAAGGGUGACUUAUCAGGUGUGAUUCACAGCCUUCCAUGUACUACAGUGUCAGUCGUGGAAAGAAAUUUUCUUUUUAUCAAAAAUAAAUACGUAUUUCAAAAUACUUCACCAUCUUUCUUAACAAUACUGAGAUAGCUCAGCCACACAGCGUAAGUUCAGUUUCGUGUACCUCAGGUGGGCAGAAAGCCUGU
Messenger RNA from Trichechus manatus latirostris (Florida manatee), 880 nucleotides. It is a transcript of the gene PSMG3, whose product is annotated as proteasome assembly chaperone 3. NCBI's taxonomy places the organism in Eukaryota, Metazoa, Chordata, Mammalia, Sirenia, Trichechidae. The transcript has 3 exons. The coding region runs from base 64 to 432 and encodes 122 amino acids. Gene Ontology annotation, biological process: proteasome assembly. The record is from RefSeq and is a predicted model, not a curated record.